UGAAUGCUAUGUUACCAAAAUAAUUGAGCUAAAAAAUAAAAAUAAUUUAAUAAACUAAAAAUGCGCUUUGAUAAGAUAAAAGUCGUGAAUUAUAUUGUAUUGUCACCGAUCCUUGAUAAGUGUACAAAGUUUGAAUUAAAUCCGUCUGUUUAAAGUGGGUAAAAAUUGUAUCUAAAGAAGUUGGAUACAUACAAACAUAUACGUACAGGAUUACAUGCCGGAAUCAGGUGCUUUUAUAAGUCUCUAAAAACAUAAUACAAUAAUAAUAAUGUAUUCUGUGAGUCGUAUUACUGAAAGCGACGUUGAAGAUGUCAUGAAGUUUAUGAAGAGAACGUUCUUCAACACGGAACCCUUAUGUACCACAGUUGGAUACUGUCAGUCCGAAAAUGAAGAAACCCCAGACAUGGACGACUUUAUGCAAUAUAGUUUACCGGGGGAUUCGUUUCAGGCGAAAGAUGAAGACGGUCGUAUAGUAGCAGCGCUUAUAUGUGGACCAGUGCCUCUUGUAAAUCCGGGAGUCAAUCUACACGAGCUGAAGAACUGCAGAAGUCCAAAAUAUAAGAAAUUCAUCCAAAUGAUGUUUUUACGAGAGAUGUUAUUGGAGAUUUGGAAUAUUUACCCAAAUGACGACAGAGUUUUUGAAAUCAAGUUAGCAUGCACCGAUCCAAAAUGGUGUAAAAAAGGAAUAAUGAAUGAACUUAUGAAAGAAGCAGAGAACGCAGCCAAGGAGUUAAAUAUAAGAUUAUUACGUAUAGAUACGACAAGCGCUUACUCAGCAAAAUCAGCUGAAAGUAUGGGUUUCAAAUGUGUUUUUAGUAGGUUAUACAAAGAUAUAUUAUUAGAUGGAAAACCGUUGAUAGUACCUGAACCACCGCAUUUGGAAGAUAAAGUGUUUGUGAAGGAAUUGUAUUGAAUUUUGAUUAAUAU
Messenger RNA from Colias croceus (clouded yellow), 927 nucleotides. Its product is annotated as arylalkylamine N-acetyltransferase 1-like. Lineage: Eukaryota; Metazoa; Arthropoda; Insecta; Lepidoptera; Pieridae. Gene Ontology annotation, molecular function: N-acetyltransferase activity. The record is from RefSeq and is a predicted model, not a curated record. Bases 269 to 913 code for a protein of 214 amino acids. The transcript has 5 exons.